AUGGCCACUCCCGGAGCUGAGGUGAGGAGUCGCAUGGCCGCGGUCUUGCAAACGGUUGUUCCCGACGAUGAGAAGGAGCAAGUUUUGAAUGCCUCUUAUACACGGGUGGAGUUCAUGAACUGGGCGGCGAAGAUCCCCGCUCGCCCCACGACGACUACGCCCCUAGGGGAAGGCUCACAGUCAGAGCCCGCGGAGUGGACAGACGCAGAGAGAGCUUCAAUUCGGGAAGCUACGCUGAAGGACGCCGAGGAGGAGCUGUUCAUGAAUCAGUAUCCCGAGGCGUCCCUAGAGCGAUACAAAGAGUGUGCCAACAAGCGAGAACUCUACCCCAAGGCGACUAUCGAGCACGGAAUCAGGGACCAGCGCCACCAGUAUUGUCUCGACCAUGGUCUGGAAUAUGUGUUUCAGAUGGCUGAACCUGUGCUUGGGGAGGGUUGUUCGCGCGAACAACAAGUCAAGGACGGUCUGCCGAAGAAUCACUUUCCCAGGUAUCGAGAUACGGGUUUUGGAAGAGUAGAACUUCCUAAAGCUCCGAAGAUGAGACGUGCUCCAAACUUGAGGCAUUCCAGAGAUGGACCGCUACACCCAAAGUCGGGUGGUAGCCCGGCCUGGCACUUGGAAUCCAGUUCUCAAGCCGACGAGUCCAAUGUCCGCACACCGGUGACAGGCCACAUCAUGACUUCAGAGCGUAACAGGCAGCCCACGCGAUCGAGGGACCUUAUCGAAGCACAAAAGAACGUGCCCACACAGGGUUUGCUUCUCAAAAUAGAAGAAGCUGCCCGUGAAAGACAUGAGGAAGAUCACCAGAAAUUGGUAGAGAUUCGUAAGCAGUCCGAGCCGGAUUUUGUGGAUCCAUAUCCGACACCGCCGAGAGACACGACUCCUCCGAGUAAUGGCAGGCAGCUGCGCAGCGCAACAAAGUCUCCCAGCAAGAGAAAGUCGGAAAGUGAGUCUUCUCCCAGCCCUAAGAAGCCACGACUCAUUCUCCACGGGCCGAAGCCGAGAAAGCGCUGCAAUUGCGGGCAAGCCAAGCUCGACGACAUGAUAGCCUGCGGCGGAAAAGCCUGCAAAGUCAGAGGUCAAGGACAUCCCAUUCCGUGUGUCCCACGGGCUGCUGCACCUGCUGCCGGCGAAGAGCAGUAUCGCAGGGAAUGUCGCCCUCCAUCGCAGUCCUCACGACGAUAG
Molecule: messenger RNA, 1185 nt
Organism: Sphaerulina musiva SO2202
Lineage: Eukaryota; Fungi; Ascomycota; Dothideomycetes; Mycosphaerellales; Mycosphaerellaceae
Exons: 1
Coding region: 1-1185 (394 amino acids)
Source: RefSeq, a predicted model, not a curated record